Messenger RNA from Rhinichthys klamathensis goyatoka, 1617 nucleotides. RefSeq names its product dopamine receptor D4b (gene drd4b). The transcript has 4 exons. Gene Ontology annotation, biological process: adenylate cyclase-activating adrenergic receptor signaling pathway; adenylate cyclase-inhibiting dopamine receptor signaling pathway. Bases 154 to 1308 code for a protein of 384 amino acids. The record is from RefSeq and is a predicted model, not a curated record. Lineage: Eukaryota; Metazoa; Chordata; Actinopteri; Cypriniformes; Leuciscidae. Gene Ontology annotation, molecular function: G protein-coupled receptor activity; dopamine neurotransmitter receptor activity, coupled via Gi/Go. Gene Ontology annotation, cellular component: plasma membrane.
UCACACUCACCCAGAGCUGCUGAUGUACAGUCGAUGGCUCGUGUUCCGACCAACACAAGAUGAACAGAGAUGGACCAACGCGGACAGGACAACAUGAGACAUUUAUGAAAAGUUCCCCAGAAGAAGAAGCCGUUCUCGCUCGCAUCAGGAACGAUGAACAACAUCUCGAGCUCAAACACCAGCUCUCUCCAGCACGCGCUCUUUACGCGCAAUGUUCCCGCGCUCGUGUUCGGGGUUUCGCUAAUUAUUGUGAUCAUUUGUGGAAAUGUGCUCGUCUGCCUUAGUGUUUACAAGGAAAAAGCCCUGAAGACAACGACUAACUACUUCAUUGUGAGUUUGGCUGUGGCAGAUCUGCUGCUGGCAGUUUUGGUUUUACCCCUGUUUGUCUAUGCAGAGUUUCAAGGUGGUGUCUGGUCAUUGGAUGUGGCUCUUUGCGAUGGACUAAUGACCAUGGAUGUAAUGCUCUGUACAGCGUCUAUAUUUAACCUCUGUGCGAUCAGUGUGGACAGGUUUAUAGCCGUGUCUAUACCGCUUAACUACAACAGAAAGCACGUCGACUAUCGGCAAAUGGUCUUGCUCUCUGCGACGUGGCUCUUGGCGCUGGCUGUGGCUUCUCCCGUCAUCUUCGGGAUAAACAAUGUUCCUCAAAGAGAUCCCAGAGAAUGCAAACUGGAAGACGACAAUUACGUGGUAUAUUCGUCUGUCUGCUCCUUUUUCAUCCCGUGCCCUAUCAUGCUCCUACUGUAUUUUGGGAUCUUCCAUGGUUUGCGCAAGUGGGAAGAAGCACGUAAAGCCAAACUGAGGAACAGUAUUCAUGCUUGCCGUAGUUUACAGCAUGCAGCGGUUGCUGCCGCUCUCCCACCAUUGGGAUCUCUAACCGUGUCUCUGCCCCGGGUCAUUGAGAGAGAUCUGGCCCAGUCCAGUCUUGAGGAGCUUGAUGACUUCAAACCGCCCGUUUGCCCUUUCCCACCGGAGUAUAUAAACAGCCCCAUUCAAACCGUGGCCUACACUGGCAUUAAACACGGCCAGCCAACUCAGCGAAAGAAAAGGGCUAAAAUCAAUGGAAGGGAGAGAAAAGCCAUGAGGGUUUUACCUGUUGUUGUGGGUGUCUUCCUCUUCUGCUGGACACCGUUCUUCGUAGUUCACACGACCCGAGCCCGGUGCGAGUCGUGUCACAUCUCUCCAGAGCUGAUGAGCACCGUGACGUGGCUGGGUUACGUCAACAGUGCUCUUAACCCAAUCAUCUACACGGUCUUCAACACCGAAUUCAGGAAGUUCUUCCGAGGAUUUCUCCCACGCUGCUAUUGACAUCCACCAAGCGCUCCAUAAGACAUGACAAUGCCAUCGACAUCUGUUCUUGAGUGGAAUUGUUUUAUUUCGUUCUGCCAGUACUUUCUUUGUGCCUACCAUGUACUACAUCCAUAUUUUAUAUAUAGUGGACUUAUUUUCAAUACAACAAGUGGUGCCUGGAACAUUUCUGCAUCAUUUUAUAAUGUGCCAUAUUGUGUUCAAAUAUGCUUCAGUCUGAAUUAAGCUAAGAUUAAUGGUAUAAAAUAUAUAAUGCAUUGCAUAUUUUAGAUCUGUGAGGUGUUAUUGCCCAGAAGAAAGAUUUUAAAU